UGGUCAUACUAAAUUCAGCUGUUUACAGACUGUUUUUAUUAAAAAAAAAGUUAUUCGCGACUCGCAGUUGGUCGAAAAAACCAAGAACGUACGAAAAGGCAUAAUUAGCUCAGAAAAAUAACAAUCAUAGGUGUUUUGGAAUUGUUCUAAAUAGUGCGUGUAGCAUCAAGAGUGGUGCAUCCUAAUCGUUGGAGUUGUAGGAAGCGAAGCAACAAGAGGUUGCAGGAAACAGGAGCAGCAAAGCAGCCGUCAUGGAGCCUCCAUCGGCGGGUGGAGGCAUUGCUCACAAUAACACCACACAUAAAUUUCAUCCAUGCGAUGAGGCGGUCAUAGCCACAAAUGAUGAUGCUAGUGAUUGCAAGCGAGGUGCUGUGCGCCUUGGCUACUGGAAGGACGAUUAUAUUGGGUACUUUGUGCGGAACCAAGAGAGGAAGGCGCCGGAGAUAAAUCGUGGUUACUUUGCACGAGUCAAGGGCGUUGAGAUGUGCGUGGAGAAGUUUCUGAAGAAAACCGCUGGCAACUGUCAGAUUAUCAACUUGGGCUGUGGCUUCGAUACGCUAUACUUUCGACUGCGCGACACCGCGCACCAGGUGAAGAACUUCAUUGAACUGGACUUCCCGACCGUAACAGCUCGCAAGUGUUAUACGAUCAAGCGAAACAAGGCGCUGUUGGCCAAAAUACAUGAUGAGGAUGGCGAAGUGCGACUUAGUCCGACAGAUUUGCACGGACCCAACUAUCAUCUGAUGGGCGUCGACCUGCGCAAUUUGGAUGAAGUGGACAAUAAGCUACAGCAAGCCGAGGUUGAUUACACGCUGCCUACCAUCUUUCUAGCGGAAUGCGUAUUGGUUUAUAUUGAGGCACAAAACUGCAGAAAUCUCUUAAAGUGGAUUGCACAGAAGUUUCAAGCCGCAGUAUUCGUCAACUACGAACAGGUCAACAUGAAUGAUCGUUUUGGCGAUGUAAUGCUCAAUAAUCUACGCAGUCGUGGCUGCAGUUUGGCUGGCGUAGAGUCCUGUUUGUCAUUGGAGACUCAAACCAAUCGCUUCAAGGACUGUGGUUGGAGUGGGGCUCGCGCUUGGGACAUGGUGCAGGUGUACGAUAGCAUUUCCACAUCGGAACGACAACGUAUUGAGCGUUUGGAAAUGUUGGACGAAGGAGAACUACUGCUUCAGCUAUUCCAGCAUUAUUGUCUCGUUGUUGCCUGGCUGGGAGUUGCAUUUCAGGAUCUAGAUAUUACUGUGGAAGAGCUGAUGUCCUCGCUAAAUAUUGAUUAGUGGAAGGAAGAACUGCGAAAAAACGUUCUUGGCUGCGAUACAAGACAAUUUGAAAGUUUAUUUAUUGCAUGUACUUCCUGCCGCCUUGCAAUCCGCAAUCAGGUGCAGGGGCAUGCCAAAUUUUUGCUUCAGACGUUACGCGGAAUGUGUUACAACAAUUAUAACGUAUUUAAUGUUUGUCAUUAAAACACAACACGAAACUUACAAAAGGCACUCGGUAUGUGCUUUAUUAACCUUGCUUAUUUAACGCACCUUUUCAUAAAUUCUCAAGUGUAUUUUAAUUAAUAUAACCUAAUUGGAUUGUUCCUUAAGUCUUUCUUUCUAAGCUAAU
Messenger RNA from Drosophila albomicans, 1605 nucleotides. Its product is annotated as leucine carboxyl methyltransferase 1. Gene Ontology annotation, molecular function: protein C-terminal leucine carboxyl O-methyltransferase activity. Gene Ontology annotation, cellular component: cytosol. Gene Ontology annotation, biological process: C-terminal protein methylation. The record is from RefSeq and is a predicted model, not a curated record. The transcript has 4 exons. Lineage: Eukaryota; Metazoa; Arthropoda; Insecta; Diptera; Drosophilidae. Bases 252 to 1274 code for a protein of 340 amino acids.